Molecule: messenger RNA, 2100 nt
Organism: Helobdella robusta
Lineage: Eukaryota; Metazoa; Annelida; Clitellata; Rhynchobdellida; Glossiphoniidae
Exons: 9
Coding region: 1-1299 (432 amino acids)
Biological process (GO): proteolysis; extracellular matrix organization; collagen catabolic process
Cellular component (GO): extracellular matrix
Molecular function (GO): zinc ion binding; metalloendopeptidase activity
Source: RefSeq, a predicted model, not a curated record
AUGGAGUCAAAAUUGUUCCUUUGUUUCGUCAUGUUGUGUUCAGCAAGCAAGCCGAUGUAUUCGCUCCCUAUUCCGACUACACCAUCAUUACUAUCACUGCCGUCAUCACUAUCAACAACAUCAUCGUCUUCAUCACAAAUCAGACUGCAGAUGACGACAUUACGGCCAGCUCUGCACCUGACGCCAGAACCGACAAGAACAUUUUUGUCAUCACCAUUUACCUCCAGUGCAACAAAAUUUGUAAAAAAUGAAGCCGACGCAUAUGUAAGUGAUGGUACUUCCAACUUAUUUGUUAAUGGUGAUAACGCGGCAUCAACCUAUUUGCUGAACUAUCUAGUCAAGUUUGGUUACGAGGUCAACUUGAAACCCAGCAAGGAAGUGGCGAACUCGCAGGACCUGCGUGGUGCUAUCGCUCAGCUGCAGGACUUCGCUGGCCUGCCCCCCACUGGCCUACUGGACAAGGCAACACUGGACUUGAUGAACAGUGCCAGGUGCCAGCUGCCUGACAUAACAAACGACACGAAGCAAUUGAGGAGAAAGAAGAGAUACAACUCAAUAAGUAAGUGGUCGAGAACAACCCUGAGCUACAGCGUUAGGAACUUCCCAACCUCUUCAAAGGACAUGCAGGACCCCUACAAAGUCAUCCAAGCAAUAGACACUGCUUUCAAUGACUCAAUGGGCGAAUUAUCAGCCUCCGUUUCAAACUCAAUAAAGGAGUUAGAAGACUGGUCAGCGGUCAGCAGCUUGAACUUCCAACGAACGAGCGACUCCAACUCGAACAUCCAGCUGGCAUUCUACAAGGGCAAUCACGGGGACGAAGCUGCGUUCGAUGGACCUGGUCUCGUGCUGGCACAUGCUUUCUUUCCUGAAGUUGGAUGGAUCCAUUUCGACGACGAAGAAAUGUGGUCCUCUGAUAACCGCGGUCCAAACUUGCGUCAGGUGGCCACACACGAGAUAGGGCACAUGUUGGGGCUGGGACAUUCCAGUGUUUCCAACUCAGUUAUGUUUCCUUACUACUGGUUCAACAGCAACUUCAAACUUCAGCAGGACGACAUCAACGGCAUUGUUUCACUAUAUGGAACAAAAGGUAGCAAAGCCAACUUGCCGGAUCCGAUUUUCACAACACCUGCAGCCGCUACCAUGACGACAACAACCACCACAACCACAACAGCUUCCAGGCUACCAGCCACAUCACCCCACCCACAUUUCUAUACUCCUGGAAGACCUUUCAUGACCACAACUCCCCCCUUUGAUUGGUGGGUCAAAUCACGUUUCACUCCGACCAGGAAGAGAACUUGAAUAUUUUAAUGAAACCUUUUGAUUAUUUUUUGGUGUGUAAAGGUUCUAUUUAAUUUUGUAAAUGUUCUAUGGUAUAUAUUAAUGAAUAUUUUAUGGUACAUUUAUAUAUGUGUUUCAGGAUAUAUUUUUUUAUGAUAUAAUUUUGUAAAAGUAUUAUAUAUCUUUGUAAAUGUUGUACGAUUUAAUUUUGUAAUUGUUCUCUGAUAUAUUUUAAUGAAUGUUCUGUAUGUUAUAUUUAUGUAAAUGUUUGUUAUAUAUUUAUGUAAAGGUUAUAAUAUAUAUUUUCUGUCAAUGUUUUAUAAUUUAUUUUUGCAAAAAUAAAUGUUUUUUUGGUAAAUUUUUGUAAAAGUUCUAUGAUAUAAUUUUUUAAAUGUUCUAUGGUAAAUUAUUGUAUAGGUUCUUUUAUAUAUUAUUGUAAAUGUCAUAGGAUAUAUUUUCUAUGAUAUAAUUUUUUAAAGGUUCUAUUAUAUAUUUUUUUAUCACAUAUUUUAAUGAAUGUUCUUUGGUAUAUAGUUUUGUAAAGUUCAAUGAUUUAUUUUGUUACGAUAUAUUUUUCUGAAUUCUCUGCAAUGUUUUUGCAAGUGUUCUUUUAUGUGUUUGUGUUCAUCAUCUAUAAGUUCACGUAUUUAUUAAAAUUUUGACAAUUUAUAUUAAGCAGGAUUGCAAUUAAUGUUUUGACCUUAUUUUUAAGAUUUUGAUAUAUACAUUUGCGAACAUUUAAUACGAAGCUGGUCAAUAAAGAGGUUGAUUGUUUAUUUGGGGUGUCGAUGACAACGUUUUACAAUAACCAACAUUGUCAAA